GUUCAGUUGUUCACAUUACUCUACAUCCAAUAUUCAACUAGCUCACCAUGGAUUCAAUGAAGUAUGUGCGGUAAGUUCUCACCCAUUCUUCCCAUUGCGGCAAGAUAUCGCAAGAAACCAAAGCUGACUCCUCCCAACAGCGUGGGCAAAUCCGGCCUCAAAGUCUCCAAAGUCAUCCUCGGCUGCAUGUCCUUCGGCGACAAGAACUGGCAACCCUGGCUCCUCGACAAGGACGAGGCCCUCCCCAUCCUCAAAUACGCCUUUGACCGCGGCAUCAACACCUGGGACGUGGCCGACACCUACUCCAACGGCAGAUCAGAAGAAAUCGUCAGCGCCGCCAUCAAGGAGUACAACAUCCCCCGCUCCAAGCUCGUCGUCAUGUCCAAAUGCUUCCAGUUCGUCGACGAGAACAAGGGACCCAUUGACCCGGCCAACUUGACCAGUAACGAAGGACCCCGCGUGAACCAGGUCGGCCUGUCCAGGAAGCAUAUCCUCGAGGCCGUGGACCGUAGUGUUGAGCGUCUCGGCACCUACAUUGACGUCCUCCAGAUCCACAGGAUGGAUCGCGAUGUGCCCCCCGAGGAGACCAUGAAGGCUUUUCACGACGUUAUCGAGAGCGGCAAGGUCCGCUACAUUGGCGCCAGCUCAAUGGCCGCCUGGGAAUUCCAAAUGCUCCAAAGCGUAGCAGCCCGCAACGGCUGGCACCAAUUCAUCUCAAUGCAAGGCCUCUACAAGCUCCUCUACCGCGAAGAAGAGCGCGAGAUGAACGCCUACUGCAACGCCACCGGCGUCGGCCUCUUCCCCUGGUCCCCGCUGGCGGCCGGCGUCCUCACGCACGGCUGGACCGACCGCUCCGACCCCCGCGAGCAAAAGGACCCCUUUUUGCAGAUGCUUUUCCGUGGCGCGGAGAACGGUGCCGAUAGGGCCAUUGUCGGGCGCGUCGAGGAGCUGGCGGGGAAGAAGGGCAUGAGUAUGGCGCAGGUUGCGCAGGCGUGGCUGUUUUCCAAGGGGUCUAUGCCCAUCUGUGGGCUGGAGACCAAGGAGAGAAUUGACCAGGCUGUGGGCGCUUCAAAGGUUCAGCUUUCUGAUGAGGAGGUGAAGUACCUUGAGGGGGCGUAUGUUCCGAAGUUGCCCAUGCCUUUCUAGAUGUUGCAAUUGUUCCGGUGCAGCAUUGUAGUCUUGAGUCCAAGCAAAAUAAACGUAUGGCAACCUUUCAAUGUUCUCUCGAACAUCCACAUUCACAUGUGACAGCGAUAUUUGCAAGUUUGCUCCUGAUAUGCGAUUUGCUUACUCUAUGCAGAGUU
This is a messenger RNA of Colletotrichum phormii, 1304 nucleotides long. RefSeq names its product NADP-dependent oxidoreductase domain-containing protein. Bases 64 to 1146 code for a protein of 360 amino acids. NCBI's taxonomy places the organism in Eukaryota, Fungi, Ascomycota, Sordariomycetes, Glomerellales, Glomerellaceae. The record is from RefSeq and is a predicted model, not a curated record. The transcript has 2 exons.